AUGGAUGAGACUGAUUGCCUUCUUCACGAUUCCGACACCGAGGAAACGACCUCUCCCGUGCAAGCGAAGCAGGUGGUUCCACUUCAACCAUCGACGCCCUCCAUCGUCUCUUCGCUUCGCCACGAUCCUUUCGCCAAUCUGGAUGGUUUUGCCUUCGUCUGUCGCUUCCACGGCCUCCACCCAGCGGACCAGAUCUCAAGCGCCGUCGGCAACACCAACAACCCCGCCUUCCAUCGCACCAUCGUCAAGUUCUUUGAGAAGCAUCCUUUGGACCCCUCGCGUACCCAGGCCGCCAAGGACAAGCUCUGGCAGGAGUUCAAGAAGACGUGCACCGGAACCCGUCCGUUCAAGACUCCAUGGCAGCACCACAUGCGGCUGUUCAACCUGACUCCCAAGAUCAACGAGGACUUUGAGGAGUUCACUGACCGUCUGCACUCGCAGAUGUCUGACUUCGACGCGGACCAGUUUGCCGCAGUCGUCAUGAUCCAAGCUUUCCGGGACCCCAAGUUAGUCGCCUUUGCAGGGGACCGUCGUCCUAAGAACGUGGCAGAAGCCUUCGACGUCAUCAACAACUACUACGUCGCCAAUCCCUUCAAGGUGAAGCGCACGCAAGCAUCAACAUCGUCGAACUUCCCUCCAUUCAGGAGCAAGCGUGCCAAGCGACACCAGCAUCAGCGACCCCAGCACCAGCGACCCCAGCAUUCGCGACCCCAGCACCAGCGAUCGUUUCGUUCCCUGGCUUGCGGGCGUUGUGGUCGAUUUAACCAUUCUGAAGACAAGUGUCACGCCAAGUUCCACGCCAAUGGCAAACACCUUCAAGGCGUGACGACGAACACCGUUGUUGUGCAAUCUUCAUCUUCCAGUCCUUCUCUGGUUGAAGCAUCUUCCUCCACCCACGCGGCUGGUCCUCAGUCACCUCCUCCUCCACCUCCCCCGCUGCCUGAUGCACAGGCCACCUCUUCCACUGAGGCAAGCGAUUCCACCCCACAGAUUGACGUGGUGCGUGAUGUGAUGUUUGACCGUUAUGGUAGACCGGUGACUCUUGCUUCCGUUAAUGCGGUAUCCACAAGCAAGCCACUCCUUCGCACAACCAUCUUUGUCAACGGCCGAAAGGUCAACGCUCUCGUCGACACCGGCGCAGAGCGCACACUCUGUCGACUUCGUCGCUUCAACGACACGCGUCCAGGGGCAUCCCUGAGCAUGGCCCUUGCCGACGGGCGGCACUGCUCGACUGACCGAUACCUCACUGCAAAGGUCCAGUGGUUCGGCAACACAUUUGACAUGUGUAUUCCUGCAGUUAGGGACUUGCACGAAGAUGUUCUUCUGGGAAUGGACUUCCUACAGAAGGCCAACCCCAAGAUUGACUUCGACAUUGGGCAAUUCGAGUACUGUGUACUUCCAUUCGGCUUGGCCAAUGCGCCAGCGCAGUACCAAAGAAUUAUGGACAAUGUGCUCAAGCACCUGCCUCGUUGCAACGUGUCCUGUUAUCUUGAUGAUGUGUUGGUGCACACGCCCAUUGAAGGCCAACUGCAACCUGUUCUGGAUUGGCAACUUCCAACAACGGUCCAUGGGCUUCGCCAGUUUCUGGGCGCUGUUAAUUACUACAGCAAGUACAUCCGCAACUUGGCGAGCUAUACACAACCCUUGUUUCGCCACACGAGCGGCGCAGGAAAGCGCUCAAAAAGGCGACUUGAAAACUGGACCUCGAACGAUACACGCCUCUUCCACAGGUUGAAAGCCACAAUGGCCAAGCUCCCUACACUCUGCCCAAUCAUUGAUUUGAAACCGGAACAUUCCCUUGAUCUCUUCACAGAUGCAUCCGACAAGGCCAUAGGUGCCGCGAUUCAGUUUCAAGGCCGGCCAAUCGAAUUCUUUUCCUCAACGCUCUCAGUGCAUGAAGCGCGCUGGCCUAUCAGGCAAAAGGAGUCAUCCAUUACCGUGUUCACAGACCACAAGUCCUUGGAACGGGUGCUUGCCCAAUCGAAAAUACAAGAAGCGCGUAUCAACCGCUGGAUGCUGUUCCUGGCAGAAUUCAAUAUCGAGUUCCGAUAUAUUCCAGGAGAAAGCAACGUCGUUGCUGACGCUCUUUCAAGAACCUUUAUGGUAAAGACAAUCAUGAAGGAUGACAGUCUUCGUUUCUCCUGGGACGAUUACAUAUCGGAUCCAUACUGGCGCAAAGUUGUUUCGAAUACUGACGCUUUCCCGCAGUUCUCUCGAGUUGGUGAUGUCUUAUAUUACAAGAAUCGUAUUUGUCUCCCUGCUUCACAACAGCAGCAAGCCAUUUCACUCUCGCAUGAUAGUCCAAGCAGUGGACACCAAGGCGUCACAAAAACACAGCAGAGAGUUGCUCGCUUUUACUUCUGGCCGGGAUUGUAUCCCGAUGUCAAACGCUACGUUGACACUUGCCACAUCUGCGCCAUGUCGAAGACUGGAAAGAAGCUUCGCGUGCCCACACAACCACUGCCAGUAGCGCCUCGGCCUUGGCACACCGUUACGAUGGACCUGAUUGUGGGCCUCCCACAAACCGUUCAAGGGUACACAGCCAUAUAUGUCUUCGUUGACAAGUUUUCAAAGAUGGUCCACCUUGCACCCACAACAGCAGAGGUGACGGCCGAAGGCUGCCUCGACCUCUUCGUCCAACGUGUAUACCGACUGCACGAGUACUUGCCAACCAUUGAGUUUGCAAUCAACUCGUCUCCUGCCGCGUCGACGAAGCUUACUCCAUUCGAA
Messenger RNA from Salpingoeca rosetta, 2730 nucleotides. RefSeq lists its product as uncharacterized. Lineage: Eukaryota; Choanoflagellata; Craspedida; Salpingoecidae. Gene Ontology annotation, molecular function: nucleic acid binding. The record is from RefSeq and is a predicted model, not a curated record. The transcript has 5 exons. The annotation marks the transcript as partial.